This is a messenger RNA of Hordeum vulgare subsp. vulgare (domesticated barley), 944 nucleotides long. Its product is annotated as umecyanin-like. Gene Ontology annotation, molecular function: electron transfer activity. Gene Ontology annotation, cellular component: plasma membrane. The transcript has 3 exons. Bases 1 to 537 code for a protein of 178 amino acids. NCBI's taxonomy places the organism in Eukaryota, Viridiplantae, Streptophyta, Magnoliopsida, Poales, Poaceae. The record is from RefSeq and is a predicted model, not a curated record.
AUGGAGGCGGCGGCGGCGGCGCGGGAGGGCGGGCAAGCGGAAGGGCUGGGGAUGCGAGGCAGCGUGGUGGUGGUUAUAUAUGCGGGGGCGCGGGCCUGGCUCCUUGCUGGGCUGCGGUACGAGUGGGCUGGGGAAGGAUCACCAAUGGCAAUGGCGUCCCUGCUCGCGGCGCUCCUGACCGGCUGCGUCCUCCUCGCCGUGCCGGCGCAGCGGUGGGCCGUGACGGCGGCGGACCACGUCGUCGGGGGCUCGAUCUGGUCCAUCCCCACGAGCAGCGACCACUACCGAAAUUGGGCGGGCAACAGUACCAUCGUCUCCGGCGACAACCUCGUGUUCAUGUUCGACGUGGGGAUGUACGACGUGGUGGAGGUGGGGCGGUGGGAGUACGACCGCUGCUCGGCGGAGGACCCCUACACCGACACCUUGAAGAGCAGCCCCGCCGUGUUCCACAUCGACUUCGCCGACGUGAAAUAUUACGUCUGCACCAUCGGCAACUACUGCUCCCUCGGCGUCAAGAUGUACGUCAUCGUCCAGUGAAGCCGACCACAAAACCUCUCGGCUCUGCAACGUGUGCAGUAAUAACCUCCCUUUCAACUGCUGCUACCAUGUCCUAGUAUGUUAUUCCAAUAAUGAACUCGGGCUUAGAUUCUAGUACAAUAAUGGAAAUUGAUAUGAACAAUGUGUACGAUGAUGACAGCCAGAACACAUGUUUAUGUUUAAAAACCACAAACAUACUUUGCAAAAUUGCCGACGGUUCUAAUAAGUAGACAAACGUAUUCAGACAGACAGCGUGCGUUAGUUCUCACGAACAGAUUGCUUUUAUACUGAAGUAUCACACUACAUCAGAAGUAGCCAGAUAGCAUUUUUCGAAAACACAUGGUAGGAUACAGUCCCGGCGCCAUAGGGGCAAAAAUCACCUUCAUCGAUAACACCACCAACAAAAC